This is a messenger RNA of Dermacentor andersoni, 1416 nucleotides long. Its product is annotated as protein phosphatase PTC7 homolog. Gene Ontology annotation, biological process: protein dephosphorylation. Lineage: Eukaryota; Metazoa; Arthropoda; Arachnida; Ixodida; Ixodidae. Gene Ontology annotation, molecular function: protein serine/threonine phosphatase activity. The record is from RefSeq and is a predicted model, not a curated record. Gene Ontology annotation, cellular component: mitochondrion.
GUGAAGGUCGCCAGAGGCGCUGUUUCUCUUGAUCAAGCAUGGUUUAAUCAUCGCGAGCUCGAAGUUUCUCCUCCGCAACUCGUCCACCGCGUAGCGAAAGAAAAAAAAAAAUUCCCCCGCUGAGAGCGCCAACAACGACUCCGGAACAUGUAAGCCGCAAAGCGCCUGCCAUAAACACGCACUCACACUGCCAUGCAGUCGGUGUUGAUGUAUGGACGUAUCCUCACGCGGGCCCUAGCGAACAGUGUUUUUAGCUACUCGACAUGCGCGACGAGCUCCGACGCAAAGUACGCCUGGGCCAAAGGCGAUCUCGGACUCCAAACAGUCACCUGCGGUUUCCCCAAGGAGAGAAAUCGCUUCUCCAUAGGUCUCGGAAGGGGCCAGUUUGGAGACGAUGCCUGCUUCGCAGCGAAGUACAAGUCCUUCGAUGUCCUAGGCGUAGCGGACGGGGUCGGCGGCUGGCGGACGUACGGCGUAGACCCGUCUCUCUUCUCGACGGCGUUGAUGCGCAACUGCGAACGUGUCGUCCACUCCGGUAGGUUCAAGCCCAACUCGCCGGCGAGUAUCAUCGCGUCGAGCUACUACGAGCUCUUGGAGAACAAGAGGCACAUUAUUGGGAGUAGCACGGCAUGUGUGCUGGUGCUGAACUGCGUGGAGCGCAUCCUGUACUCUGCCAACCUCGGUGACAGUGGGUUCCUGGUUGUGCGGCGAGGACAGGUGGUGCACCGGUCACAGGAGCAGCAGCACUACUUCAACACGCCCUUCCAGCUGUGCUUGCCUCCACCAGGCGUCAGCCAGUUUGUUCUCAGCGACAGCCCUGAGUCGGCAGAUACAGCUUCCUUUCCCGUCCAAGAAGGGGACCUGAUUUUGAUGGCUACCGACGGCCUCUUCGACAACUUGCCGGAGAACAUGAUAGUCAACGAGCUUGCACAACUUAGGGACACAAGCUUUGACAGCAUUCAGCAGACGGUAAACUCUCUAGCCUUGCAGGCCAGGCGGCUUGCGUUCGACGAGGCCCACCUGUCUCCGUUUUCGCUUCGGGCGCGUGACAAUGGCAUCGAUACCAUCGGAGGAAAACCGGAUGAUAUAACAAUUUUGUUAGCAUCUGUGACUUCUAAGCAAGGCCACAGCAGGGAGACGCUGAAGACAAACGUAGCACGCAACACAUCUCUCGACCACGGAUAACCUGUACCCCCACCCACUUUGCAUCUUUCUUGUAUUGUGGACUGUGCGGCAUCCAAAAGUCAACCCUGGUAGAGGAGGUGGUUGUGCCUGAGGUGACUACAGUCAAGAACUUAGUCUAGACAAGAGCUACAGCUGCGUCGCCAUUUUCGCGGCCGUAUGUGUAAAUAAGUUUUAAUUUGAAUAAGCAAGUGAAUAAAAGUGCUGAUUUAGGAGCCUCUCAGCGGUGGCGAA